AUGGCACAAAGAAACUUUUGGUAUUGUGCAGGGGAGCAGCAAACACGUUCUGCUCUCUACUUCCAGAACCUCUGCGGGCAUCGAAAAGGACUCAAGGUAGCACGCACGAGAAUCCGCUUGCACGACUUCAACUCGCUGUACAGAGCGAUGGAAAGAAGUGAAAAGAAGCCGGAGGAUCAGGAUACGAGGGUUUGGACGGAGAGUGAGUGGCCGAUGGAGAAGUUGUCUGUGGCGGGGAGCAGGACUUUUGCCGCGGAGUUUCUGGAGGGUGUUAUAUAUUCUGAUUCGAUGGCGGACGUUGCCGACUCUGACGAUGCUGUUCUUGUUGGUGGUUCGAAGCAAAUGCGAUUGGGAAGAAGAAAGAUCGCGAGAAUGGUUGAGCAUAUCAUCGACGCCAUCGAUAGUCGCCUGACCAACUAUCCCAAUGCCAAAGCAAUCGACAAAGCACAUCAAAAUCGCAUGAUCAAGUCCGCAUUGAAUAAGCAUCCGUCAAGGUAUACUUAUCCAGGAUGCAAACAGAAAAACGGCGUGCCAUACGGUACAGAUUCGGUGCGUCUCCUGCUCAAGCAGAUCGUUCGUGACCACCAGCUCUCAAGCAAUUACGACAUUUCCGAUGAAGGACUCAACGCAUUGUUCGAGAAUGGCAGUGAUUUCAUCACCGACGCUUUUUGGAAGGUUUUGUGCCAAGCACAUUUGAUCAAAGGUGUCCAGCCCACAUCCGAUUGGCAAGGCGUUUCAAACAUCGACAAAGACGCCGACAACUUACUCGAUGCAAGCUCCGAGAAACGACUUGAUGGAUCAAAAUCUAACGACCACAUUGACGACGAAGAGGCCUUGUACCACCAGCCGCCUGCCGUAAUGAAGGACAGUGGGAAGACCAAAUCCGACGGCCACAACGGCGCCGAAAGACCGCCCGUCACAACACAGAGAACUCUACGACAACCAGCCAGCGCCGCAGGAACCCGCAAAACCAUCGACUCAACAGGAGUCCGCAAGACCUCGAAAGCAGAAAGCGUCGGAACAAGGUCGAACAUCAGAAGUAACAGCAUGGCUGCCACGCCGGUCUUCAACCACCUGUACGACAAACCCCUUGAUUCUGGCCAAGUGAGCUCAACUUCAAAUGCGGGCAGGAAGCGUGGAAGCCUUCGGAUCUCGGAUGAUGAUGAUACAAUUUACGUCAAUCAUCCCGAGCAUGCGAAUCCGCAGCAAGGUCCGAUCAAGAAAGCCGAAGUCCCGUCCUCUACAAAAACACAGAACGCCAGCGGCGAGGAAAGCAAUGCCCUCAUCGCCUUGGACCAAGGCGCAGCUCAAACAAUAGCCAUGACAGGAGAAACACUGCACAACGGCCCGGUAAUCAUCAGGUCUGGAACGAAAAGAGUCAACUCGGCCCCUGGAAUCAACGAGCCGCCCACCAAGAAGGCGAAAAUAAACCCAUUGCCUCCUCCGCUAGUCGCCUCCUCUCAAUCAUCGUCGGCUUUCAGUAAGAAAUCUGGAAAGCAGCUUGCUCCAGCAAAGCUGGCACCCAGCAGGACUCGACAACCAGCAAGCGAACGGUCAUUACUCGGCCAGGGAGAAGCGCAGAUGGAUGGUGAUCUCGAUUUGAGCACUGGAAGAGAAACACAUCAAGAUGACCUCGUAGAUGACUUCAUGUCGGACGCCGGCUCUCAAGGACCAACACUUCCCAAUGAGCCAUCCGGCUCUCGAAGUGCAGGAAGAGCGCUUUCCAAGGACACUCGAUCAAUGCAACCACCUCCGGGUAAGAUCUCCAACAAGAAGGAUCGCAAAGCAGUCUCUACUCUCGUGAUGGACUCAGAGAACUCACUCGCCAACACCGAGAACAACGAAGACCAUUUGGAGUCGCUCGCAGAAGGAGAGUCUGGCGAUUAUCAACAGAAACUGAACCACAUCUCCGGCAUGAUCGGUCAAACGUCAACAGCAGUUUUCAAGCCCAACGACAAUGUCCGUCCCGCCGGUGUCAACUUCAGACCUGACCGCAGUCUCGAGCAACUGUACAUCGCAACGUUCAGACCAAAACCUCGUGAGCCAUGGAAGAAUGCUGUUGCUCCCUUGCAGGAAGAAGAAAGCUUCACUCCACAGGCUCUUCUCGAAGCACUCAUCUGGACAUAUAUCCGAACAGCCAUCCUCAGCAAAGACGACGUCCCUUGGACGGCGCCGCACCACAUGAUUACGAUUGAAAGCACAGAGCUCAUUCGUGAGGAAUUGCGAAAACAUCCCAAGGUCAAGUUCGAUGCUGUGGCGCGGAAGGCCUCUGAGGCUCAACUUGAAUACGUCUACUUCCUGACAAAUGACCUUAUAUCGGCAGCAAGGGAUCUCAGCAUCGAUCUUCAUCUGAUCUUGCUCGAGCGAUCAAGCAUCAAUGGUCAACGGUCGCCGAAGAGGUACUCAGCAGAGGGACGAUUGGCUCGAACCGAAACUUUGUCGUUGCCACCAGUCCAGUGCUAUUCGAGCUUGAGGAGAAUGAGUCGAAGGUGUUGA
Messenger RNA from Zymoseptoria tritici IPO323, 2496 nucleotides. RefSeq lists its product as uncharacterized. The transcript is spliced from 4 exons. NCBI's taxonomy places the organism in Eukaryota, Fungi, Ascomycota, Dothideomycetes, Mycosphaerellales, Mycosphaerellaceae. The coding region runs from base 1 to 2496 and encodes 831 amino acids. The record is from RefSeq and is a predicted model, not a curated record.